CUCCUAUCCGUGAGUCCUAAACCACCGCGCCGCUGCCAAAAACCUAAACCACCGCGCCGUCGUAAACCACCGCGCCGCUGCCCCCGACGCCGUCUUACUUCGCCCUGUUCUUGCCCCUUGAGACUCGGACCUCCAGCCGCCUGUCCUGUGGUGCGCAGACGUGUUCUUGCUCCUGUAGGAUCUUUGAUCUCUUGUUGCUCGGCUAAUCAAAACGGAAGCGCCACCAUCUCUGGACUUCGACCACAGGCGACGGUGCACGCCCUGCGCCGACGCGUCCUCCUCCGGUCCCUCCCCCAUCGACCAUCGCAGCACCGUCCAACGCUGUGCCCUGUGAUCGUGCGGUGGUGUAGUCUGCUGCUGGUGCCCAAGACUGAAGAAAGAUAGUUCAGUCUACUGCUGCUGCUAGCGAGGACGAGGGCGGGCGCCGGACCACCUGAAGGAGAAGUGCGUGAACAACGCUUGGACGACAUCCAUUGAUCAGUGUUGUGUUAGGACUGAUAUAGAUGGAAUAAUGAUUGCCGAAAACCAACCUAGCAAGAGGAAAGUUUGUAAGAGGAAGAGGAAUGGGUAAAGAAACGGAGGUCAAUGAAUAUGAACUACAAAGGGCUGCCAACAUAAAAGAAAAUAUGAAGAGGAUGAGAUCUCUUAAUCUCCAUGUACCUAGUACUAUGGUUAAUGAAGAAGGAAAUGGAUCACAUCGAGCCAAUAAGAAACAUAAGACGAGGACAUUAGCAGCUUCAACUAAUGGUCCUACUUUGCGAUCAAGGACUGAAAGGGAUAUUGUUGAUGAUAACCACGAGGAUAGUACUUCUGAAAAUAGUUAUGAAGAAUCUGAAAAUCCCAUCAAUGAUGAAGAGCAACCUAUUGGGCAUCAAAAUAUAAGGAAAGGAAGGGGCCCAACCUUGAAGAAGAACAUAUAUUCAAGUAGUGGUGGGCCUAAAAUCUGCAUUACCCUUAAUGAAUAUGGACAACCAGUUGGUAGGAACAGCAAAGAGUUUGGUAAUUUCAUAGGAACUUUGGUGAGGAAAAAUAUCCCGGUUUCUUGUGAGGAUUGGAGACUAGUUGAUUCUAAAAAGAAGUUUGAGUUAUGGACAAAAGUGAAGGAAUACUAUGAAGUGGAUGAAUCUGGUAUAGAUUAUGUUAUAACAUCUGCAGCAAAAAAGUGGAGAGAGUUUAAGGCCGACCUAAAGAGCAAAUAUUUUGAUGAAACAUUGAGUUUUGAAGAGCUUAUUGCUAAAAGGGAUGAAAGGGUGAAAGAAUCUGAUUGGGAGUGGUUGAUAACUUAUUGGAUGUCUCCAGAAGCCGAGGUUCGUACAAACAGAGGUAAAGAUAAUCGUUCAAAGCUGACUAUGUCGCAUGCAGCUGGUAGCAAGAGUUAUGCUCGUGUGGGGCAUGAACUGGCCGAGCAACAAGGACGCCCUGCGAGAAGAGAUGAAAUAUAUGUUAGAACACACACGCGUAAGAACAAAGAAGGGGAUAUUGUGCCUCUACCUGGAGCAGAAAUAUUCAUUGUGAGUACACACAUAUUUUUGAUUUGUGUAAUAAUUAAAAUAUAA
Molecule: messenger RNA, 1556 nt
Organism: Zea mays
Lineage: Eukaryota; Viridiplantae; Streptophyta; Magnoliopsida; Poales; Poaceae
Exons: 9
Coding region: 564-1556 (330 amino acids)
Source: RefSeq, a predicted model, not a curated record